UUCCCCAAAACUCCAAAGAUGAAGAUAACGAAGGUCUCUUUUGCUCAUUCGAAGCUCUGCUUCUCUUUCAGCACACUACACAACACUCACUCUCCCUCCAUACUUCACCAAUAUCUUCCUCUUGCAACAAGUUAAAUGAAUCCCUAAGUGCGGAGCCAAGAAAGAAAAAAUAUGCCCACCAUUUCUUCCAUGCUUACUACCACUAACAUCCUCCUUUCUUCACACCCUUCAACUUCCACUCAUCCUUCCAAAGUCUCUUACUUUCCCUCAUUGCACCCUCCCCUUUUCUCCAAAUCUCUUUCAUGUCCUUAUCCUCUAUGUAAGUUUUUAAGAAACCCCAAGAGAAUAAUUUCUUUAAAAUCAUCCGAAGCAGAGGAGAUAUCUUCAACAGAAGAUGAGUGGCUACAAAGACUCCCUGACAAGAAAAAGCCUCUGUACUCUCAUAGCUUACCUUGCAUUGAAGCUUGGUUGAAGGAUUUGGGGUUUUAUCAAAGCAAGGAGGACCGUGCUAUUUGGUUUAUUGAGAAACCUGAUUGGCAUGCUCAGUUGUCACUUGAUGUCACUGAUCUUUUUAUAAGGUACUUGAAGAAUGGACCAGGGAAUCUUGAAAAGGAUAUGGAGAGGAGAUUCAGUUACGCACUGAGCAGAGAAGAUAUAGAAAAUGCCAUUCUUGGAGGACCAUAGAGUCAAUGAAUGCGAUCAUUGCAUCCUUUGAAUGGUCUCGUUAUUUAUUCAUGGGAAUAUCUCAUAGGACUUGCAUGGUGCUCAUUCCUCAUUCUGGCACAUGCCCUCCUUUUUUUGUUUUAUUUUUCCUUUGAUGUAUCCUGACUUGCCUAAUCCUCCUUAAUGGGCUUUGAUGAUUGAUAAAUGCCUGACGGUCUUGCAAAAAUGGCCACUUUUGUUGAA
This is a messenger RNA of Populus nigra (black poplar), 906 nucleotides long. RefSeq lists its product as uncharacterized. The coding region runs from base 172 to 684 and encodes 170 amino acids. Lineage: Eukaryota; Viridiplantae; Streptophyta; Magnoliopsida; Malpighiales; Salicaceae. The transcript is spliced from 2 exons. The record is from RefSeq and is a predicted model, not a curated record.